AUGGCCGCUGUCUCCAAGCUCCUCUCUUCCAUCCUUCCCUCAAAAUCAUCACCACCACAGCCAUCACCAUCAUCAUCAAACCUUCCUCUGCCACCACGUGUCUCUCUUCCCAAAACCCCAUCUUGGAGGGCCCUACUGGUGGCCACCUGGACCCCAUCAUCAACUCCUUCUUCCUCAUGUUUAGCCAGUAUAUUGUGGCCCUCACUCGCACACUCAAACACCCUCUUCUUCAAAUCAGCGUACAACGUUCAGAUCGUAGUGCAAGACAACGAUUCCGAGGAAAAGCUUGUUGGGAGGUUCAGAAAGGAGGUUCUGAGGGCUGGUGUGUUGCAAGAGUGCAAGACCAGGAGGUUCUUCGAGAACAAACGGGAGAAGAAGCAGAGAAAGACUAGACAGGCUGCCAGAAAGAACCGCAAAAGGUAUCCACGGUCAAAAGAUCCAAGGCAGGAUAAACCGGAAGCGAGGAUAAACGACGACAAGGAAGACGAUAACUGGGACUACGAUGUAGAACUUCCAUAUCAUUGA
This is a messenger RNA of Prunus armeniaca (apricot), 525 nucleotides long. Lineage: Eukaryota; Viridiplantae; Streptophyta; Magnoliopsida; Rosales; Rosaceae. The record is from the annotation of a GenBank genome assembly.